GUUUGUUAUGUUGUGGAUUUUAAGGUUUUAGUUGAAUUGUUGAUGUGUAUUUUGAGUAUUCCUUUCAAUAUUUGAAUUAUGAACUGAGGACAUGAUUUCAUUCGAUGAGAAAUAUGCAUAGUGACAGUGAUUCAGAAGAGUUUUAUGAUGCACAAGAUGAUUUAACUAGUAACAAUUCCAGAAAGGGAAACAGGCCAUCUAGGGAUAGUUUGACAAAACGUGCUACUUCUGAGCCGAACAUUUCAGGAUUGAUCGAAGAAAAAAACACAGUUGAGAGUGAAACAAAACAUGUUCUACCUGGAGGUAGGAAGAAGUUCAAAGAAUUACGACAGCGACUCCAAAACGAUGAAGAAGAUUACCAAGCCAGCAAUAUCUCUCCUCCGGGCAGCCAUACUUCCUCAGUGGAUGGAGUGUUUGCAGCGUCCAGCAGACAAUCUCAUCCCUUCAGGAUCAUCGAGCACGAUACCAUAAGCCUGCAAAGCCUCAAUUCCUUAGGGCGGAUCGGUCGGAUAUUGGGUGGCGUAGCAGAUACUGGCAUUCCAGCCGUUCCCGCCGACCAUGGGCGAAAACCGACCCCCACGACCGCCCUCUCCUCCAGCUCCCUGGACUCCACCUCCACCGGCAGCUCCAGGCAGUUCUCCAAACAUCCGAGCACGGCGACGCUAUCGCCGGCCGGCCCGGCGGACGAGCCGGCGCCCCGUCCGCCGCUCCAAGAGCCCGACGUCAUCGCCAGCACGAAGGCUGGCGCCGGAUCGAAGGUCGGUGCCGGGUCGCCGCGGGGCGAGCCGAACGCCGGGCAGAUGUGCCGGGAUGCGCCGGUCGCGCCGCCCAGACGCAAGAAGAAGAGCCAGGUACCGACCGUUUUGCAACUUUCGAAAUCCUCUUCCGUCACCACCUUCCAAUCCACCGACCUCGAUAGCCCGGCCAGCACUAUCGCCUCCCUCACCAGGGACCUCGAGCACACCUUGGACCGCUUGCCCUCCACCAAAUCCGAAGGCCGCACCGCUCCUCCUUCGAAUCGCCCCGCCCCAUAUUCCGACCACCCCGCCUACUAUUCCGAUCGGCCCGCCCACUCUGCCGACCACUUAUCAGACGACUAUCCUCGCAGAGGCUCCGCCUUCUUGUCCGACUACUCGUUGGACAUCGGGCAGUUGCGGCUGCUGGCCGGGCAGUUUGUGGUGAAGCCGCAAGAGGGGGAAAGUGGGAGUGGAGGGGAAGGUGAGGAGGGCGGGGAGGGUUUGGGCGUGUUGGCGCAGCUGGGCGAGGAGGAGAGUCCGAGAGGGUCGGCGACGCGGGGUAGCAUGGGUCAUUACAGCUUGGGUCCUCACAGGGGAACACACCAAUACGAACAUAGAAAGACGGCGAGCGAAAGAAGAAGGUCCGCAGGGGACGAGAACUUCUUCAGGAGCCUGUCGCACGUGCGCACUCACACCAAUUCCGGCAAGCAGUUGUCCGAUCUAGAAAUCCUCGAACAGGUGACAGUCCUGAACCUGGACACUGGCGAGCGCGUGCCCCUUAGCGUCGCAGAGGACAAGAUCCCGCAGUGCCUCAACCCGCUAUCGUUGCACAUCAUGCGCAUCACGUCGGAGUACGUGAGCGGUUCGGGAGCCGAAAAGGAGAAGGAAUCCGACGAGGAGAGCGUCGACAACAGGAAGACGGAGGUGUUAGUGGGUGAGAACGGUUUGGAGGGUGGAGGUAUCAAGCAGAAAACUGCUAAACUGAAGAGGUUUUUGGGGUCGACUGUGAAGAAGACGAUGAACCGAGCUAAAACCAUUGCACAAGAAGUUUCCCAUGCACGCCAUAAAGAGGACAUCAUUGAUAUUGUAGAUAAUGUUCAUCCUGGGGAACAAACUUAUAAAUUGAAGGCUUCCAACUCUCAUAAGGCACCAUUCGAAUUCGAGAAAAUUGAACACGUACAAGAACUGAAAGACAGUCAACACGAAGGUCCUAUAUGGUGCAUGAAGUUCUCUGGCUGCGGGAGGUUAUUAGCAACUGCCGGCCAGGAUAAAAUAUUACGAAUUUGGAUUGUUCGAGAUGCAUUUCCAUUUUUCCAAGAUAUGCGCACCAAAUAUAACGCCGAGAAAGUCUCCCCUACGCCAUCGCAAGAGUCCCUCGCCUCCCACCACUCCACCGACCAGUCCAUCCACGCCGCCUACGAGGGACUCACCGCCGACGAGGUCAACAAACUGACCUUCAUGCCGAAGCCCUUCUGCACCUACGCCGGCCACACAUCCGACCUAUUGGACGUCUCGUGGUCCAAGAACUACUUCAUACUGUCCUCGUCGAUGGACAAGACCGUCAGGCUGUGGCACAUAUCGAGGAAGGAGUGUCUGUGUUGCUUCCAGCAUAUCGAUUUUGUGACUGCGAUUGUGUUUCAUCCGCGCGAUGACAGGUACUUUCUGAGUGGAUCACUGGAUGGCAAGUUGAGGCUGUGGAACAUCCCUGACAAGAAGGUCGCCGUAUGGAACGAGGUGGAAGGCAACCCGAAGCUGAUAACGGCGGCGAAUUUCUGCCAGAAUGGCAAAUUUGCCGUGGUCGGCACCUACGACGGCCGCUGCAUCUUCUACAUCACCGACCAGCUGAAGUACCACACACAGAUCCACGUGCGCUCGUCCAGAGGCAGGAACGCGGUCGGGAGAAAAAUCAGCGGCAUCGAGCCGAUGCCCGGGGAGGACAAGAUUCUGGUCACGUCGAACGACAGCAGGAUCAGGUUGUACGAUUUGCGGGACUUGAAUGUAUCUUGCAAAUACAAGGGCUACGUGAACACGAGCAGUCAGAUCAAGGCGAGCUUCAGUCACGACGGCAAGUACAUAAUCAGCGGAUCGGAGAACAGGGACAUAUACAUAUGGAAGACCAACCACGACUACUCCAAGUUCUCGUCGGCGAGGAGGGACAGGAACGACUAUUGGGAGGCCGUGAAGGCACACAACGCGGUAGUAACUUGCGCCAUCUUUGCGCCUAACCCCGAAGCUAUCAUCGGGAUGCUCGAGGAGAAUGCCAGACAGAUAGAGGAAGAGAAGGUAGAAGAUCCUGUAGUGGAACAACAUACUAAGGGUCGAGGUGGCUAUGUUUUAAUUUCAGCUGAUUUUGGGGGUUGUAUCAAAGUAUUUAUAAAUAAGACAAAGCCAAAGCAUAGUUCUUUACCCGUGUCAGCAUUGGCAUGAAUUAUUCUAUUCUUCACUUAAUUAAUUUGCUUGCCGUGAUAACUCCAUUAUAUUUUGACUGGCUAACAUUUUUGAAGUCAUUCAUUUAUUGAAUUUAUUUGUAAUAUAUAUUUUAUCUAUGU
This is a messenger RNA of Phaedon cochleariae (mustard beetle), 3286 nucleotides long. NCBI's taxonomy places the organism in Eukaryota, Metazoa, Arthropoda, Insecta, Coleoptera, Chrysomelidae. The record is from the annotation of a GenBank genome assembly.